Molecule: messenger RNA, 1361 nt
Organism: Pseudogymnoascus verrucosus
Lineage: Eukaryota; Fungi; Ascomycota; Leotiomycetes; Thelebolales; Thelebolaceae
Exons: 3
Coding region: 216-1211 (331 amino acids)
Biological process (GO): alcohol metabolic process
Molecular function (GO): alcohol dehydrogenase (NADP+) activity; zinc ion binding
Source: RefSeq, a predicted model, not a curated record
CGUAAACGGGCAGGCCCGAACCAUUGGAAUUGGCCGAAGGAGUUCCUUGAUUCCGAAUCUGGUUCGGGGAAGAUCUGAGCCAAGAAACCCUAUCGCCCCGCUUUACUCUCUGAGACUAUCAUGUUCCAAAUGCAAACUCAUGCGGUCAUAUUAUUUAUACCCCUCGCUCUCACCGCCAUCAACAAUAACUAAACCUUCACAAUUUAACAAAUAAAAUGUCAGAAAAGUCUCAGAACAUCUAUCGCGGGGCGGAGGGCGCGAUCAAACAAACACAGGGAAAAGUCCGCGCCCUAGGCCCUCUGGAUGUCCGUAUCAAGAUCACGCAUUCCAGUCUCUGCGCCACAGACCUCCUCUACCUACCCGCCGGCAUCGCCCUAGGCCACGAAGGCGUAGGCCUGAUCGAAGAGGUAGGAAGCGCAGUUCAAAACCUGAAAAUUGGCGAUCGCGUCGGAGGCGGCUUCCACCGCGGCUCCUGCGGACACUGCAGAUACUGCCUCAAGGGAGAGGAUAUCUUUUGCUCUGACCGCGUCAUCUUCGGCGAGAGUGACUCUGAUAAUGGGACGUUCUCGGACUACUAUAUUGGUAGAGAGACGUACGUCCAUAAGAUCCCAGAGAGCAUCGCGAGUGAGCACGCUGCGCCGCUACAGUGUGCUGGCGCGACGGUGUAUGGUGCUCUUGUUGAUGUUGUGAAGCCUGCGCAGAGGGUGGGGAUUAUUGGUAUUGGUGGGUUGGGUCACUUGGCUAUCCAGUUCGCGUCCAAGAUGGGUGCGGAGGUUGUUGUGUUUAGCCGUACCGAUGAUAAGGAGAAGGAGGCGAGAGGGUUUGGAGCGGAUGAGUUCUAUUUGCUUAGCAACCCUGGGGCAAUGAAGGACCCGGUUGACGUCCUCGUUCUUACGGGGAGCAGAUAUCCGGAUUGGAAUGCAUUUCUCAAACCGAACGUCCUUGCACGCAAUGGAAAAGUAGUUCCAUUACUGGCACCCCAUGGGCCGAUGGAGUUACCUGCUGGUAAACUGUUGACGAACGGUUAUGAUAUCGAGUCUCAUCUCGUUGCGUCACGUGGAGUUCAUAAUGAUAUGUUAAAGUUUGCUGCCCAUCACAGGAUCACGCCAGCUAUUGAGAAAUUUGACCUCUCGGAAGAGGGAAUUGGGAAGGCGGUUGAGAAGAUGAAGAGUGGCUCUAUCAGGUACAGAGGUGUCCUGGUAGCUAAAUGAGCUUCUCAAGGAGUAUUAUAUUGAUUACAGGUAUUUUGCAGUGACGGAUGCUGUUACUAUGGUGUGCUAUCCAUGGGCUCUAUUUUCAUCAAGAAUUAGAUCACUUAGAUCAAAAACUGAUAGCUUGGUAUAAUUUAUCGCUUUUUUGAG